GGUCGAUGUUUGUGUUCCUCUGUUUCAUUUUUCAUGCUCUUAACGAAAUGAUACUUCAUACCCCCCACUUUCCAAUCUCAAUUCCAACACUAAUUCGUCUCCCACAGCCAUGCUUCAAUCCUCCAACCCACACCUCCAACCACCCGCAGAAGAACUCCAAGAAAUGACAGCCCGCGCCGGAGAAGUCGUCCGUCUCCUCGACGCCCUCCGAAACGACACGCCCAUCUUCCCCUCCUCCCUCCUCUCCACCUCCCCAUCCACACUCACAUCCACAUCCGUUCCCCACGCGCUCGUCUCCGUACACCCCCACUCCCACUCCCUAGAAAGCAUAGCCAAAACCCAAGGACACGUCACCUCCAGCUCCAGCAUAGGAAUGGGAAUUAUGGACGUAGACGCGCCUGAUCGGGCGCCGAAGCGGCCUUGGGAGGAUGUUGAAGGUAUGAUGCCUCUUGGGUCUGGCGUUGGUGUUGGGUCUUCAUUGUUGGGUGUAGGACAUGUUCCUCUUGCGUCUGCUCCGGUUACGGGGUCUGGAUCUGGGUCAGGGUUGGCGCAGCAGAUCACUGGAACGACGACGACGGGGACUGGGACAGGAACGGGGCCAGAACAAGAUCGGACGACGGCUGAGGCGGAUAUGGAGCUUAUACGGACGAAGAGGGCGUUGACGACUAUGGCGGCUGCUGCUGCGUUGGGAGGGGGUGGUGGGGGAGGGGGAAGUGGGAAGAAUAAGUAUCGGAAGCGGAGUCGAGCAACACCCCCUGGAAAAUGCCAUUCCUGCAAUAUUCGAGAGACGCCAGAGUGGAGACGGGGACCGGACGGUGCGAGGACGUUGUGUAAUGCGUGUGGGUUGCACUACGCAAAGCUCGUCCGAAAGCGCGAGAAAGCCCUUGCAAAUGGGGAAACGCCUUCGCUUCAACGCAUCGAUAUGGAGAUGUUACGUGCGAGUGCGAGAGCUGCUGAUGCCGAUAAAGGGGCGACGCCAUCUGUGCAUCACCAAACCCCGUCUGCGCAACACCAUCAGACGCCUUCUGUACAUCAUCAAACCCCGUCUGUUCAACAUCACCAGACGCCGUCCAUAUCCCAUCACACGACCCCUUCUAUGACUCAUCAAACUACUAAUUCAUCAUCGGGGUCUACGUCGCGUCACGCACCUGCUGCGUCUCAUACGCCUGUGGCGCAGCCUGCUUCUCAACAGAAUCAAGGGCACCAUCAGGCUACGAAUGCCUCGGGGCAUCAUCAGCCGACUGCGCAGGCACAUCAUCCAUCUGCGAGUGCACAGGGGCACCAUCAAACUACGUCUGCGCAAGGGCAUCAUCAGUCUACGUCUGCGCAGGGACAUCAUCAAUCUACGUCUGCGCAAGGACACCAUCAGUCUACGUCUGCGCAAGGGCACCACCAAUCUUCUGCGCACCAUCCUCCGUCUCGGCCUGGACUUCCGCCUACGCCGCCUUGGUACCUGCCCGCUGCUCCUCAGUCGCAUUCGAUGCUGAGGCAGUGAGGCUUGGGCAGUGAAUGAAUCUCUAUCAUUGCCCACAAAUCGAAGGAAGGGGUCGCACCGAGGAACUACACCCAUCCGUGAGACUUGGCUUUGUUAACG
This is a messenger RNA of Suillus clintonianus, 1594 nucleotides long. RefSeq lists its product as uncharacterized. The transcript is spliced from 5 exons. The record is from RefSeq and is a predicted model, not a curated record. Bases 110 to 1495 code for a protein of 461 amino acids. Gene Ontology annotation, biological process: regulation of DNA-templated transcription. NCBI's taxonomy places the organism in Eukaryota, Fungi, Basidiomycota, Agaricomycetes, Boletales, Suillaceae. Gene Ontology annotation, molecular function: zinc ion binding; sequence-specific DNA binding.